UAUUGGUUACAACACCGUGUGAUAUUCGGUCGAAAUACCGACAGAGCAACGAAAUUGUACCAAAAUUGGGGCUAAUGUUGGUUCCAAUGCUAUUUCAUCGACCCACACAUCAGACCAAAACUGUUAGCGCCAAUGUUGGCCCCAGUAUGUGGACACGGCCUAACCGCACUGCGUCCAGCUCUAAUUUUUUAGUUUUUUAAGUAUUGUAGUCCUGUGAAGGUCUGUUGAUGUUAUACUUCGCUGCUCGCUUUUCGCAAGCUUUGCCCGUGUGACUUUCCAAUAUCAAAAUGAACUUUCCAGCUUUAAAGAAUGACAGGCUUUUAAGAGCAGCUCGUGGUGAGGAAGUGGACAAGAUUCCGGUAUGGAUAAUGAGACAGGCAGGCAGAUAUCUCCCAGAAUUUCGUGAUCUUCGCCAAAAGUAUGACUUUUUCACGAUGUGUCAAACCCCAGCUCUAGCAGCAGAAGUGUCUAUUCAACCUAUACAGAGAUUUGAUCUUGAUGCAUGCAUAAUAUUUUCUGAUAUCUUGGUAAUUCCUCAAGCUUUAGGAGUGCAUGUUGAAAUGAAACCUAGUGUGGGCCCCGUUUUGGAACCUCUGGUUGAACCCGAAGACAUUACCAAACUUGAAGUGCCAGUUAAUGUAAAUGAGAAACUUGGCUACGUUGCAGAAGCAAUCACACUGACGCGUCACAAGUUAGAAGGAAAAGUUCCUCUUAUUGGAUUUUCUGGGGCCCCUUGGACUUUGAUGGCAUACAUGAUUGAAGGUGGUGGAUCAAAGACACUUUCAAAGGCAAAAGCAUGGUUAUAUAAAUAUCCAGAUGCCAGCAAGAAAUUAUUAACUAUCUUAACUGAUGCUGUUGUUGAUUACAUGAUAAUGCAGGCUGCUGCUGGUGCUCAGUUGUUGCAACUCUUUGAAUCAAAUGCUGAAUACCUAGGUCCUGAUCUGUUCUGUAAAUUUGCUCUUCCUUAUAUUCGUGAUAUCUGUAAAAGAGUAAAAACUGGCUGUGCUAGUGUUGGUGUAGGCAACAUUCCAAUGACAAUAUUUGCUAAAGGUGCACAUUAUGCUUUGGAGGAGCUUUCUGGAAGUGGUUAUGAUGUGGUAGGUAUCGAUUGGACUGUAGAUCCCACAGAGGCAAGAAACAAAACAGGGGGAACUGUAACACUCCAAGGGAAUUUGGAUCCGUGUGCUCUAUAUUCCCCUCCAGAACAGCUGAAAAGACUGGCAUCAGAAAUGGUACAAAAGUUUGGGAAGACUAAAUAUAUAGCAAAUCUUGGGCAUGGAAUAUAUCCUGAUGUUGAUCCAGCACAUGUAAAGAUUUUAAUAGAUGCGAUACAUGAUGUGAAGUAAGAACUGUCAUGGACUUAAUAUAAUUGAACUUUAAGGUGAAACUGUAUCAUACAGUUUUGUAUUUCGAAUGUUCAUUUAUUAAAAUAAAUUUACCAGAAACGUU
This is a messenger RNA of Schistocerca americana (American grasshopper), 1449 nucleotides long. It is a transcript of the gene Urod, whose product is annotated as uroporphyrinogen decarboxylase. The record is from RefSeq and is a predicted model, not a curated record. Gene Ontology annotation, biological process: heme biosynthetic process. The transcript has 2 exons. Gene Ontology annotation, cellular component: cytosol. The coding region runs from base 288 to 1346 and encodes 352 amino acids. Lineage: Eukaryota; Metazoa; Arthropoda; Insecta; Orthoptera; Acrididae. Gene Ontology annotation, molecular function: uroporphyrinogen decarboxylase activity.